This is a messenger RNA of Acanthosepion pharaonis, 687 nucleotides long. Lineage: Eukaryota; Metazoa; Mollusca; Cephalopoda; Sepiida; Sepiidae. The record is from the annotation of a GenBank genome assembly.
AUGUUCAUUACGGCAUUUGUCCAUUACGAUUUAUUGAAUAAAUCUAUCUAUCUAUCUAUCUAUCUAUCUAUCUAUCUAUCUAUCUAUCUCUCUAUCUAUCUAUCUAUCUAUCUAUCUAUCUAUCUUAAUUUUCAGUUUUAUCUAUCUAUCUAUCUAUCUAUCUAUCUAUCUAUCUAUCUAUCUCAGUCUGUUUCUAUGUAUCUCGGUCUGUUUUCUCUCUCUCUCUCUCUCUAUCUAUCUAUCUAUCUAUCUAUCUAUCUAUCUAUCUAUCUAUCUCUGUUCUAUCAGUCUGUUUCUAUCUAUCUCAGCCUGUUUUUCUCUCUCUAUCAAUAUAUCUCAGUUUGUUUCUAUCUAUCUAUCUAUCUAUCUAUCUAUCUAUCUAUAUAUCUCUGUUCUCUCAGUCUGUUUUUAUCUAUCUCAUGGGUUUCUAUCUAUCUAUCUAUCUAUCUAUCUAUCUAUCUAUCUAUCUAUCUAUCUAUCUAUCUAUCUAUCUAUCUAUCUAUCUAUCUUAAUCCUUUUAUAUUUCCUUUAAAAUUGAAUAUUAUCUCUCAUAAUAUCUAUGGCUGCUAUUACCAAAUCUACAUCCCCUAUCUAUCUAUCUAUCUAUCUAUCUAUCUAUCUAUCUAUCUAUCUACUUUAAUAUUUCAUUAUCUAUCUAUCUAUCUAUUUCAAUCUUCCAUUAUAUAG